ACACUUCCUCAGAAGAAGGCUCCUGGGUGCCUUGAAGACCAUUGUGAAGACUGUUUAGAAGAGAAUGCAUCAAGGAUCUAUUUACUGAGUUUUUCUAGAACAAAAGCCAGGAGCUCGCUAAUGUAACCACAUUAGCGUUUAUUUAGAGGAAGAAAUACAUAGAUUUUCUUUAACAACCGUAAGGUAGAUAGCUUAGUCAAAGAAGUCCAUUUUGGAAGAUGUCACAUAACAGCUCUUCCAGUGCAUUUCUGGAUGCAGUCCCCAGUAAUGCUGCUCGCUUUCAGGUUAGUGUCAUAAAUGAGAACCACGAGAGCAGUGCAGGUGCGGAUGAUGGCACUGACCCUCCACAUUAUGAAGAAACCUCUUUUGGAGAUGAACGUCAAAACAGACUCAGGAUCAGCUUUAGGCCUGGGAAUCAGGAGUGCUAUGACAAUUUUCUCCAAAAUGGAGACACCGCUAAAACAGAUGCCAGUUUUCAUGCACAUGAUUCUCACACAAACACAUACUACCUGCAAACCUUUGGCCAUAACACCGUGGAUGCUGUGCCCAAGAUCGAGUACUAUCGCAACAGCGGCAGCAUUAGCGGUCCCAAGGUCAACCGACCCAGCCUGCUGGACAUACAUGAGCAAUUUGCAAAGAAUGUGGCUGUGGCUCCGGGUUCCGCUGACAGGGUUCCUAAUGGCGAAGGGAUGCCUGGAGAUGAACAGACUGAAGACAAGGAAGAUGAUCAAAGCGGUGCUGUGAAGUUUGGAUGGGUGAAAGGUGUGCUGGUAAGAUGCAUGCUGAAUAUCUGGGGUGUCAUGCUCUUCAUUCGCCUCUCUUGGAUUGUUGGAGAAGCUGGAAUUGGUCUUGGAGUUCUCAUAAUUCUUCUUUCCACCAUGGUAACUUCUAUUACUGGGUUGUCAACUUCUGCAAUAGCAACUAACGGGUUUGUUCGUGGAGGUGGGGCCUACUAUCUUAUUUCCAGAAGCUUAGGGCCCGAGUUUGGCGGGUCUAUAGGCUUGAUCUUUGCUUUUGCCAAUGCAGUGGCUGUUGCUAUGUAUGUGGUGGGAUUUGCUGAGACAGUGGUAGAUCUUCUUAAGGAGAGUGAUUCAAUGAUGGUGGAUCCAGUCAAUGACAUCCGGAUAAUAGGUGCCAUCACAGUGGUGAUUCUUUUAGGAAUUUCAGUAGCUGGAAUGGAAUGGGAAGCAAAGGCUCAAGUGCUUCUUCUGAUCAUUCUUCUCAUUGCUAUUGCAAAUUUCUUCAUUGGAACUGUCAUUCCAUCCAACAACGAGAAGAAGGCCAGAGGCUUCUUUAAUUACCAAGCGUCAAUAUUUGCAGAAAAUUUUGGGCCAAGCUUCACAAAAGGAGAAGGCUUCUUCUCUGUUUUUGCCAUUUUUUUCCCAGCAGCUACUGGGAUUCUUGCUGGUGCCAACAUCUCGGGAGAUUUGGAGGAUCCUCAAGAUGCCAUCCCCAGAGGAACCAUGCUGGCUAUUUUCAUCACCACCGUGGCCUACAUAGCGGUUGCCAUUUGUGUAGGGGCCUGUGUGGUCCGAGACGCCACUGGGAGUAUGAACGACACCAUCAUCCCCAGAAUGAACUGCAGUGGUUCAGCAGCCUGUGGCUUGGGUUACGACUUUUCGAGAUGUCGACAUGAACCAUGUCAGUAUGGGCUGAUGAACAAUUUCCAGGUCAUGAGCAUGGUGUCUGGGUUUGGGCCCCUCAUCACUGCUGGAAUCUUUUCUGCAACGCUCUCCUCGGCCCUGGCCUCCCUCGUCAGCGCACCCAAGGUGUUCCAGGCGCUGUGCAAGGACAACAUCUACAAAGCCCUGCGGUUCUUUGCAAAGGGAUACGGGAAGAACAACGAGCCCCUGAGAGGAUAUCUUCUCACCUUUGUUAUUGCCAUGGCAUUCAUUCUUAUUGCGGAACUGAACACCAUUGCUCCUAUCAUCUCCAACUUCUUCCUGGCCUCGUAUGCACUUAUUAACUUCUCCUGCUUCCAUGCCUCUUACGCCAAGUCUCCAGGAUGGAGACCUGCAUAUGGAAUUUACAACAUGUGGGUGUCCCUUUUUGGAGCUAUUUUGUGCUGUGCAGUCAUGUUUGUUAUCAACUGGUGGGCAGCUGUCAUCACCUAUGUCAUUGAGUUCUUCCUCUAUGUCUAUGUGACUUAUAAGAAGCCAGAUGUGAACUGGGGCUCCUCCACACAGGCUCUUUCCUAUGUGAGCGCUUUAGACAAUGCUCUGGAGCUAACCACCGUGGAAGAUCAUGUGAAAAACUUCAGACCCCAGUGCAUUGUCUUAACGGGGGGACCCAUGACAAGACCUGCUCUCUUGGAUAUAACCCAUGCCUUUACCAAGAAUAGUGGCCUUUGCAUCUGCUGUGAAGUCUUUGUGGGCCCGCGCAAGCUGUGUGUUAAGGAGAUGAACAGUGGCAUGGAGAAAAAGCAGGCCUGGCUUAUAAAGAACAAAAUCAAGGCCUUUUAUGCUGCAGUGGCGGCAGACUGUUUCCGAGAUGGUGUCCGAAGUCUCCUUCAGGCCUCAGGCUUGGGAAGAAUGAAACCAAACACUCUGGUGAUUGGCUAUAAAAAAAACUGGAGGAAAUCUCCCCUGACAGAGAUCGAGAACUACGUGGGAAUCAUACAUGAUGCGUUUGACUUUGAGAUUGGCGUGGUCAUAGUCAGAAUCAGCCAAGGGUUUGACAUCUCUCAGGUUCUUCAGGUACAAGAAGAAUUAGAGAAAUUAGAACAGGACAGACUGGCAGUGGAAGCCACUAUCAAGGACAAUGAAAGUGAAGAAGGAAGCGGACGCAUCCGGGGCCUGUUUAAAAAAGCUGGCAGGUUGAACAUUACUAAACCAGCCCCUAAGAAAGACAGCAGCAUUAACACAAUCCAGUCGAUGCAUGUCGGGGAGUUCAACCGGAAACUGGUAGAAGCCAGCAACCAAUUUAAAAAGAAACAAGGAAAAGGCACAAUUGAUGUUUGGUGGUUAUUUGAUGAUGGAGGGUUGACGCUCCUUAUUCCCUAUAUUUUGACCAUCAGAAAAAAAUGGAAAGACUGUAAAUUAAGAAUCUAUGUUGGAGGGAAGAUCAACCGCAUUGAAGAAGAAAAAAUUUCAAUGGCUUCUCUUCUGAGCAAAUUUAGGAUAAAAUUUGCAGAAAUCCACAUCAUUGGUGACAUCAACAUUAAGCCAAACAAAGAGAGCUGGAAAGUCUUUGAAGAGAUGAUUGAACCGUAUCGUCUCCACGAAAGCUGCAAGGAUUUAACAACUGCUGAGAAAUUGAAAAGAGAAACUCCGUGGAAAAUUACAGACGCAGUGCUGGAAGCAGCCAAGGAAAAGAGUUACCGCCAAGUUCGACUGAAUGAACUCUUACAGGAGCACUCAAGAGCUGCUAACCUCGUUGUCCUGAGCCUUCCAGUGGCAAGAAAAGGAUCUAUAUCGGAUUUGUUGUACAUGGCUUGGUUGGAAAUCCUCACGAAGAACCUCCCUCCUGUCUUACUAGUUAGAGGAAAUCACAAAAAUGUCCUGACAUUUUACUCUUAAAGAUGAAAGAUUAAAACGCAUUUUAACUUUAUGUACAAACAAUUAAGAAACAGGCUCCAGUACUUUAUGUUGUACGUCUGACCUAUGGAUAUUCAAAUCUCUGGGGACUAUUCUGCUGGGUUCUACAUAAACUUUGUUACUUUUUUUUUUUUUUUAAUUAGUUGAUGGGAGCUUUUUUCUUCUUCUUUUAGCAGUUUAGGGGAGUUUCAAAGCCAGUGCUACCCCUGGGGAGAAAAAAAACAAAACAUUUUUAUCACUGAUGUUGAGAAACAAGUAAGGAAAUUAAGCAAACCUAUGCUGGUUUAUAUUCAUGAAAACCACCAACUUGAUUGUUAGCUUCUCCAGGAAAACUUAAUCUUUUGUUCUACAGUGUUUGCUUCCAGAACCUGAAUAGGCCUCAGCCCACAGCAGGUUCUCAAUAAAUGCUUAUUGACAGGCUGGUAUAGUAUCCACGGGGGGUUAGCAAAGAUAAAGACCAACUUGGUAGGAAAUGUGAUUAUACUUAGCCUCCUGAGAGGCUUAUAUCUACAAAGAAGAUUUGAAAAUCAAUAACUGAAAACUUUAUGAAGUACUUCAGUCGACAAAAUGCUACAAAAUAAGGUUUUUUAAUGUAAUACAGAUUAUAUACUUAGAGUGAUCUGAGUGAUCAUUAAUAAUACACGGUUUCAAUUUGCUGCUGACUGAAAAGUAUGUUAGCUGGAUUAAAAGAAAACAUACAUUGCAAUUAAAUGAAAUAUAUUCUAUUCUUAAUAUAUAAACUUUUGUUAUUCUUUCUACUAAAUCUUUUGAAAUUUUCAUUGUAGUAUUACUCGACGUAUUUUUUUCUAAUUAAGUGGUUAGCACAGAUGAAAUUUAUAGAGCUCUAAUGGAAAUGCAAGUACCACAAAUUUUCAAACCAUUAUAAAGAAAUAUGUCUUGAAUCACACAGUUACUUUAUAUAGUGAUUAUAUAGGUUUAAAAGAAUAAUUAAAAUGAGAAAGGAGGAAACGUGCAGAAUUUGGAAUACACAGGUAUUGAUUUUUCUUGUUUGUGUUAGUUUGCCUGUAAUAAUCGCAUUGAGAAAACAAAAAUUGUUCUGAUGAAUGGCUUGAUUUUUUUUUUCCUGAUAUAUUUUGACUGUUUAUUGUAACUGAUGAAAUAUAUGGGAAAAAAAGAACCUGAAAUAAAAGCGUUCAAAUU
Molecule: messenger RNA, 4697 nt
Organism: Trichechus manatus latirostris (Florida manatee)
Lineage: Eukaryota; Metazoa; Chordata; Mammalia; Sirenia; Trichechidae
Gene: SLC12A1
Product: solute carrier family 12 member 1
Exons: 27
Coding region: 219-3518 (1099 amino acids)
Biological process (GO): chloride ion homeostasis; sodium ion homeostasis; potassium ion import across plasma membrane
Cellular component (GO): apical plasma membrane
Molecular function (GO): sodium:potassium:chloride symporter activity
Source: RefSeq, a predicted model, not a curated record